AUGACUAAAACAGCGCUUGUUUUUAUUGCUAAUGGAAGUGAAGAAAUUGAAGCAGUAACAACAAUUGAUGUCCUUCGACGAGCGGAAAUUGAAGUUGAUGUAGUUUCAAUUGAAAAAAGUGGUCAUGAUGCUGUAAAAUGUAGUCGUAAUGUUCGUGUUCUACCUGAUAAAUCACUUGAUGAUAUAAAAAAUACUCAAUACGAUUGUGUCAUUAUUCCAGGUGGUAAUGAUGGAUCAAAAGCAAUGGCUAAUAGUUCUGAAGUUGGACAAAUUUUGACAAAACAUUAUCAAGAUGGAAAAAUUGUCGCAGCUAUAUGUGCUGGACCACGAGCAUUAUUAUCUCAUAAGAUCGGUGUUGAUCAUAAACAUACAAUAACAUGUUAUCCAAGUGUACGCAAAGAAUUUACUGAUGGUGAACCGUAUAAACUCGAUAAUCCUGAUAAUCCUGUUUGUCAUAGUAGACAUACCGGAAAAGGAGAUACUGAAGAAAAAGAACAUCAUUUAGUUACAAGUCAAGGGCCAGGAACAACGAUGGUUUUUGCAUUAAAAUUAAUUGAACUUCUUAAAGGCAAAGAUGAAGCUACAAAAGUUAAAGAUGGACUACUUGUUUAA
Adineta steineri is the source of this 612-nucleotide messenger RNA. The record is from the annotation of a GenBank genome assembly. Lineage: Eukaryota; Metazoa; Rotifera; Eurotatoria; Adinetida; Adinetidae.